Molecule: messenger RNA, 1174 nt
Organism: Eleginops maclovinus (Patagonian blennie)
Lineage: Eukaryota; Metazoa; Chordata; Actinopteri; Perciformes; Eleginopidae
Gene: taco1
Product: translational activator of cytochrome c oxidase 1
Exons: 6
Coding region: 111-1004 (297 amino acids)
Cellular component (GO): mitochondrion
Source: RefSeq, a predicted model, not a curated record
UUUUGAAGAGACCAUUUCUGACGUCAUGUUCUGACGUCACAACAAGGAAGUACGGGUCUCACAACAAGGACAGGAGCAGCUGCGUGUUCAGCCGACUUGUCAAAACUGGCAUGGCGGCGGGGGCAGUGCUGAGGGCUCUCCGGAUCCUGCGCCCCCGGACACUGGCAGCGACCUCAGGCAAGUUUCUGGACGCCGCGGAGUUCGUCCUCCCGCCGGCUUCAUGUGAGCUCUACACGCCGUGGGGCAGCUCCCCUGUCAGGAGGCUGCAGGUGUGCUCCGCCCUCUGUGCAGGACACAACAAGUGGUCAAAGGUGAAACACAUCAAGGGACCUAAAGAUGUGGCGAGGAGCAGGAUGUUCGUGAAGUUUGCAUUACUGAUAAAGGUAGCUGUAAAAGAAGGGGGACCCAACCCAGGGAUGAACGUGAACUUGGCCAACGUGCUGGAGCAGUGCAGAAGCAAGAACAUGCCGAAAUCAUCCAUAGAGAAUGCCAUCAAGACUGCGGCCAAACCGGCAUCCCAGUACACAUAUGAAGCUCGGGGGCCGGGGGGAUGCAUGCUGCUCAUCGAUGUGCUGACUGACAACACCUCAAGCACCUUCCAUGAAAUCAAACGGCUGCUUACAAAGAACAGAGGGAUGCUGUCAGACGGAGUGCGCCACAACUUCAUCAGGAAGGGGGUGGUGGUGGUGCCGGGUCAGAACAUCUCUACGGAGAGAGCUCUGGAGCUGGCCAUCGAGGCGGGAGCCGAAGAUGUCCAGGAGAGCGAGGAUGAGGAAGAACAGCCCGUCCUGAAGUUUAUGUGUGACAUGGUGGACACGAGUAAGGUGCGGGCCUCACUGGGGGAGCUGGGAUUGGAGAUCGCCUCUGCUGGGUUGGAGUUCGUACCUCGCACGUCAUUGUCUCUGAGUGAAGACCAGCUGGAGGCGGCUUUAAUGCUAGUAGAAGCCCUCAGUGACUGUCCAGAUGUAGUUCAAGUCUGGGACAACAUCCAGGCUGACAGCUGAGGACGUAUCGGGGACAUUUUGUGGACACUGAAUAUCUCACAUGUUGGAUAUUAUAUUUUGAAAGAGAAGUAAAAGCUGUACUGUUGUCUGUGUGGGACUCUAAGCGGAAGGGAAUGAUGGUUCUUGUCAUGAUGUCAAGUGUCCUUUCUUAAAUAUAUUCUGUCAAAAUA